AGCCUCAAGCCCACAAAUCCCAGGCGUACGCGGCAAGCGCGUCAAGCGCGCGCCAAGCGCGCGCAAGCGCGCGCCAUGUCGCUGUGGGCUCCUGGCAGUUUUCCGCGGCCAAUUUUGAGCGCGCCGAUCGAUGGGCCGCGGCUCCGCAGUCCGCGAAGCGCCCCCGGAUCGAGCGGAUCGCGCGUUGCGGGGGAAGGCUAUGGGCUCAAUGUUGGCCUUGGCGCUGUGCUGCUGCUGUGGAGGAGAGGCCGCCAGUCUCGCUGCGCACGCUGCUGCUCAGAUGGCGUGCGUGAACGGAUGCGCCCGAAGCUCGCGUACAGAAGACGAUCCUCGCCGAGCUUGGGCGAGGACCUGUACUGUCCCAUCUGCUGCAUGACCUGUACCAGCGCCAUUGAUUUGCAGCAGCAUCUCAAGGGCAAGCGCCACCAGAAGCAGGUCAACAAGUUGAAGGGAGGCAACCCCGGUCGUCAGCAGACCAAACCCGCUCGUCAGCAGACCAACCAGUCUGGGCCCAUCAGCAAGAAGCGGUGGAACAAGUUGGUGCGCGAGGGGAACUUCAAGGAGCUCUUCCGACAUACCAAGCAGAACUUCACCACGGAUCGCUUGGCCUCCUUGCUGUUAGUCGUGGCGAAGAAAGGUGGGGUCCAGGAGUUCACCAAGGCCCUGCGCUGCGUCGCAGAGACCGAGGAGCAGCUGGACGUGAAUAGCUUCCACAAGCUGCUGGAGACCUUAACGACGCGGGUGCCGGUGCCCGUGCCGAUGGUGCGCCUGGUGCUGAACUUCGUGGCCACACGCUCGGAGGAUCUGGUGCCGCUGCUGCCAGAAACCUUGGGCUUUCAGCGUGCGCUGGACGAGCAGGAGGAGCUGGACGAGAUGCAGCGCUUCUUUCGGGGCUGCCGCCGCCCAGACCUCCCGCAGGAGGAAAGCUACCAGUUCACUCAGGAGGCCCUCCAGGCCUUCAAGGAGAUCAAGGUAGAGAAGCUCAUGGGCAAGGUGGAGGUUCCAGAGACCUCCUUCAGCAACUACUACGCCCACUUCAUGACUUUGCUCCACUUGGACUUUUUGGAGGAGUUGGUGCAGAUCGAGCUGCGCACCCUCUCCACCUUCGGGAUGCCUUCGCCUGGGCGCAUGGCUCCGGAGGUGAGAAUCGAAGCCUCAGAGGAUGGCAAGAGCAUCAUCUGCCGCAAGGACGGGGAGGUAAGCUUGGCCGUGGACACCGGUGCCGGCGCUGCGGUGCUGCUGUGUCAGAGCGGCGUCGACCCGCUGAAAGGGGGCGCCAUCGGAUACGCCAAGGUGGGAGUGGCAGAGCAGGAGGACGGCUUCUUCAUGAUCUUGAAUGUCGACAAGAAGGAUAGGGUGCAGAAGAUGACCAAAUUUGAGACUGUGGACAUCUACAACUCCGUGAACUUGAUCGCCUACCAGCGCCAGGCGGAGGCCCUCAGGCAGCUGGCCAAGAGCAACAAGCGGUUCCCCCUGUGGGACCUUCUGCCCCUCGCAGGCGUGGGUGGCAACAUCCUGGACACCUGGGCCUCUCGGAUGCGGAAAGCCCUCGACGAGAGCAACGGCAAGGAGGUUGAGAUCCCGGACGCGCUGCCAAAGGAGACCUUGGAUUCGCAGGAGAUCCUGGGGCUGAAAGCUUUGGCGCGGCAGCCGCCGCGCUUGACCUGGCAAGGCAAUCAAGUGCUGAGGGACUUCAAGGAGUUCCUGCAGUUUGGCGCGUCACGGCUUGACCCUGAGAUCUGCGAGGGCCUGGGGCGGCUCAACGAGUCCCAGCGGGAGGCCGUGAGCGCGGCGGUGCAGCGCACGCUGACGGUGAUCCAAGGACCUCCGGGCACUGGUAAGACGCAUGUCUCCGUGGAGAUCUUGCGCAUGUGGGCCCGGAUGGGUGUUGGACCUGUGCUCGUGACCUCCCACAACAACAUCGCAGUGGACAACAUCGCAGAGAAAGCGUACGCCCAAGGUCUCAAGGUGGUGCGGAUGGCGAAGGGCAACCGCAUCAGCAAAGCCUUGGACGCCUGCUCUUUGGAUACCUUGCUGGAAGAGGGCUACGGGUUCCUGGAGCGGAACGCGCGCUUUGAGGCCACUGGGCAGAUCCUAGACGAGGCGGACGUGGUGUGCGUGACCACCACCUCCUCGGCCACGCCGCUGUUGCACCGACGGAAAUUUGGCGCCAUCUUGAUGGACGAGGCCGCUCAGACCACAGAGCUCUCCGCACUGGUGCCCAUCUGCAACGUGAACGCGCAGCGCUUGGUGCUGGUGGGGGACCACUGCCAGCUGCCGGCGGCGGCCUUGGCGCUGGAGGCGGAGGUCCGGGGCCUGACGCUGAGCCUCUUCCAGCGCCUAGUGCUGCGAGGCCUUCCCUCCUUCUUCCUGGACACCCAGUUCCGCAUGCAUCCGGCGAUCGCCGAGCACAGCGCGGAGCAGUUCUACGAGGGGCGGCUGUUAUCUGGAGUCACCGCCCAGAUGCGGCCGGCACCGGAGGGAAUCCGCUGGCCUUCGGGCGCGGGCAUCGCGGUGCUGGACACCCAGCGCAUGCAGGACAAUCGGGAGGAGCGCGACCGUGCAUCCUGGUGCAACAAGCGUGAGGCAGCGAUGAUCGCGCGCAUGCUGAAGUCCGUGCUGAGAACGGGCCUGAAGCCCUCCGAGGUCGGGGUAGUGACGCCCUACAUGGGCCAGGUGCGGACCUUGCGCCGCGCCAUUCGCCAGGAGGUGUGGCUCGAGGAGCCUCGAGAUCUGCUUGUGGCCUCCGUUGACUCCUUCCAGGGCAGGGAGAAGGAGCUGAUUUUGUUCAGCGCGGUGCGGAGUAACCCCCGCGGCAGCGUGGGGUUCCUGGCGGACUGGCGCCGUCUCAACGUGAUGAUCACGAGGGCGCGGCGGGGCCUGGUGAUCGUGGGGAACGCCAGGACCCUGAAGAGAGAUCCCACCUGGGCCAACUACAUCGAGUGGGCCCAGAGCAAGGGCUACCUUCAGGACGCCCGCGAGGAGAUCUUCGAGCCGGACGGGGCGUUCGCCUACUAGCUCCCAGCAGAAAAGUGGCCCA
Messenger RNA from Effrenium voratum, 3040 nucleotides. The record is from the annotation of a GenBank genome assembly. NCBI's taxonomy places the organism in Eukaryota, Dinophyceae, Suessiales, Symbiodiniaceae.